Phyllopteryx taeniolatus (common seadragon) is the source of this 5408-nucleotide messenger RNA. RefSeq names its product ankyrin repeat domain 52b (gene ankrd52b). Gene Ontology annotation, molecular function: protein binding. The record is from RefSeq and is a predicted model, not a curated record. Bases 117 to 3308 code for a protein of 1063 amino acids. The transcript has 28 exons. Lineage: Eukaryota; Metazoa; Chordata; Actinopteri; Syngnathiformes; Syngnathidae.
CCCACACUGGACACCACAAAUGUACUCGCCUGUCGCUAACGAGGCUAACGAGCUGCUACUGAGGAACAUGUAUACACACACGGUGUGAAUGAAAGCGUGAACAGGAGACUUGAGGAAUGGAGUGUCGAGAUAUUAAGGACCAGUGUCCUUUGGUCCAGGCAAUUUUCAGCCGAAGUACUGAAGAAGUGACAUUUUUGUUAAGCCAUAAAGAAGAUGUCAAUUCAUUGGACCAUGAACAAAGCACACCACUUCAUGCUGCUGCCUACCUUGGUGACAUUCAUAUUAUGGAACUACUUAUCACUGCAGGUGCCAAUGUCAACGCUAAGGACCAUGGUUUGCUGACUCCUUUACAUCGAGCAGCUGCCUCCAGAAAUGAAAGGGCUGUAGAGCUGCUCCUAAGGCACGGUGCAGAGAUCAACACACGGGACAAAUUCUGGCACACACCACUACACAUGGCUGCGGCAAACUGGGCUACAGGCUGUGCCAAAUCGCUGAUACCGCUUGUGUGCAGCCUGGAUGUUUAUGACCGCUCAGGAAGAACACCUUUGCAUCACGCAGCACACGGUGGACAUGGAGAGAUGGUGAACUUGCUUCUGAGGAAAGGUGCCAACACGAGCGGCAAAGACAAAAAGGGAAGGCAGCCUAUCCACUGGGCUGCAUAUCUUGGACAUUUGGAUGUCGUGAAGAUGCUGGUAUCUCAAAGUGCCGAUGUGACAUGCAAAGACAAACGUGGCUACACACCGCUCCAUGCUGCAGCAAUCAGUGGACAUUUAGAUGUGGUCAAAUAUCUACUGGUACUAGGAGUGGAGACUGAUGAACCAAACACAUUUGGAAACACAGCGCUCCAUAUGGCCUGCCAGACGGGCCAGGACACUGUGGCUUCUGAGCUGGUCAACUGUGGCGCUAACAUCAACCAGCCCAACCACCAUGGCAACACUCCACUGCACCUGGCCGCCGCCUCGUCCAGCGGUGUGCUGUGUGUUGAGCUCCUCAUUAACAAUGGGGCUGAUGUCAACAUGCAGAGUAAAGAAGGGAAGAUCCCUUUGCAUAUGGCUGCUAUGCAUGGCCGCUUCACAGGCUCCCAGAUUCUUAUCCAAAAUGGUGGUGAAAUUGACUGUGUUGACAUAUAUGGCAACACUCCUCUCCAUGUUGCUGCCCGAUAUGGUCAGGAGUUGUUGCUCAGCACUCUGCUGACAAAUGGUGCUGACAAAGCUAGACAGGGGAUUCAUGGGAUGCUUCCAUUACACCUGGCAGCGCUGUAUGGCUUUUCAGACUGCUGUCGCAAGUUGCUCACGAAUGGGCAGUAUUAUAACAUUGUGUGUUCGCCAACAAGCUGCCAGAUACCAUUGUUUGGUUUUGAUAUAAACACACAGGAUGACCUUGGGAGGACCUGUCUGCAUGCAGCUGCAUUUGGAGGAAAUAUUGACUGUCUUAACAUGUUGAUAAAUAAUGGAGCUGACCUUGAUGUAAAGGAUCAUUUGGGAAGAUCUCCUUUGCACUACGCUGCGGCCAACGGUAACAGCCAGUGCACGGUCACACUGGUGAGAGGUGGCUCAGAGAUCAACGAGUUAGACCUGAUGGGCUGCAGCCCUCUACACUAUGCUGCUGCUUCGCACACUUUCUUCGGAGUGGAGACAAGGUCCGACUGCAGUGUGGAAAAGGAACAAGAAACCUCGCUGUGUUUGGAAUAUUUGCUGGAUAGUGGAGGAAACCCAACUGUAAAGAACUCUAAAGGUUACAGUGCUGUCCACUAUGCAGCAGCUUACGGCAACAAACAGCAUCUGGAAAUGCUCUUGGAGAUCUCUUUCAACUGUCUAGAAGAGGCUGAAAGUAAUAUUCCUGUUAGCCCACUGCACUUAGCUGCGUAUUAUGGUCACUGCGAGGCCCUGCGCCUGCUGUGUGAGACGUUAGUGAGUCUGGAUGUGCGAGACAUUGAGGGGCAAACUGCUCUACACCUCGCUGCUCAGAGGGGCUUUACCACGUGUGUCAAGGUGCUACUGGAACAUCGUGCUUCCUGCAUAUUGAAGGACCAUAAGCAUAAGAGGACUGCUCUCCAUGCUGCAGCUGCAGUGGGCCACGUGGACUGUCUGCUUUUGUUGGUGAAUAAUGAACACAGUGCUUAUAUUAUUGACAGCCAAGACACACAAGGACAAACUGCUCUCAUGCUGGCAGCUCUUGGUUGUCACACUGAUUGUGUCCACAUCCUGUUGGAGAAAGGAGCAAAUCCGGAUGCCGGAGACAAUAAGGGCUUCACUGCAUUACAUCGAGCUACUAUGCUGGGCAGCAAUGACAGUGUGUCAGCUUUAUUGGAACAUGGUGCUUCUGCUCUGUGUCGAGACUCUCAGGGAAGGAUGGCGCUGCAUCUUGCUGCGUCCUGCGGCCACACACAGCUACUGCACACUUUACUACAAGCUGCAGUGAAAGCAGACCCUCUGGACUCCAUGUUGGAUUACAGAGGCUACACGCCCACUCACUGGGCUGCCUACCAUGGUCAUGAAGGAUGCUUACGUAUUUUACUUGAAAACAAGCUUUUUGGCAACCAGGAAGGAAAUUCCUUCAACCCAUUGCACUGUGCUUUAAUUAAAGGACAUGAUGUUGCUGCUGGACUUCUUGUAAAAACAGUUGGUCCUCAAAUAGUUAAAAUUAGUGAUGCCAAAGGAAGGACCCCGCUGCAUGCGGCUGCCUACUCUGGAAAUGUUUUAGGGCUCCAGCUGCUCCUAUCCCAGGGGGCAGAGCUCAAUGCUGCCGACUAUAGUGGGUGCUCCGCUCUGAUGAUUGCUGCUGAUUGUGGCCAUACCAUGGCUGUUGAAUUCUUGCUGCACAAGGCGAAGCCAGACCUGACCCUGGUGGAUAUCAAUAAUAACACAGCCCUUCACUUAGCGUGCAUUAAGGGUCACGAGAUGUGCGCCCUGUUGCUUCUUGGAGAAAUCAGUGACCACUCCCUCAUAAAUGCAACAAAUUGUGCACUCCAAAUGCCCCUUCACAUCGCGGCAAGGAAAGGUCUGGCGACUGUCGUGCAGGUGUUACUCAGCAGAGGAGCAGCGGUCAUGGCUGUUGAUGGCGAAGGCCACACCCCAGCUUUGGCCUGUGCCCCCAAUAAGAAAGUGGCUGACUGCCUGGCCCUGAUCCUCUCCACCAUGAAACCUUUUCCUCUACGAGAGUCCAACACCAGCACGGCCUCCUGCUUCAACCCGUCCCUGAAUAACUGUGGCAUCGCUGCCACUUGCGGGUCCAGUGGAACCUUGCGUCACUCCUAUGUCAAGGGCUGUUCAAGCUCCAUCGGCAUGCACCAGUGUCUCACUGAGUGAACGUUUGUACUAUUGCUUCCUCUGAUGUAUCAUGGCAUCCAGUCUAUACUUCAGAAACAUUGACUAACGGUGUCUCUAAAGUCUUACACAUACAGUGGAACCACUAUUUAACAGACUAAGGGGAGGGGGGCGGGGGCGGUCGUCAGUUAAAGCAGAUUGUCCAUCAAAUUGAAGCACUUUAUUGCAUGACCUAAAAAAAACACUGUCCAGUACAAAAUUUUGUACUUUUUUGUGGCCUAAAAACAUCCAGUACUGUACCAAAAACUGAAAACAAAUGUUUGAUAAGUUUUUGAUUUUAUCCAAACUUCGCUAGUGCUUGGGAGGGGUAAUAAUAGCAUGCUGGUAGAAAGUUGUAGUGGCAAGUAGAGCGUCGCUGUCAUGAGCCGAGAGGUUAUUGCGCUUACUUUUUUCACCUGUGUUAGGACAACAAAAACAACUGUAUACUGUACUAAAGUCGGUAUAGGAUGUUCGCGAGACAUGUAUACGUACUAAAGAAUGAGUGCUCGCUCCAGUAAACAACAACAAUAGAUGUGAAUAGAUAAAUACGACGUGCCCCUUUUGAGCUGCAUGCCUAUAGCAAUGGCAACGCUGAGCUAAUGUCCAUGCAUUGCCUUUGACGGGAAUGUUGCCCCUCCCAACAUGGUCACCACGUAGGCAUUUCUGUUGGCCGGCCUUAGUCUUCAUAUCUGUGACGACCCAGAAAGAUGGGUAUCAGUCUCUGCCUCUUGAUUGCGCCACAGCGCUAGUAAACAACAGCAGCCAAUUCUGGAGCUCUCAGCCUUUUUCAACUACUGUACGAGGGGGCGUAUUGAGUUCAGACUAGACACUAUUUUCUGUACGUUAAAUCCGAAGUCCGUUAAAUUGGGGUGUGUUUAAUUCAGGUUUCACUGUACUAAUAUUAAACCUCAGCACAUACUAUAUGUUUAAGUUAAAUGAAGUACUAACCAUGAAAUAGAAGUAGAACACACCGCACAACCCGUCCUCUUGAACCAUGGUUGCUGAUCUUUUCAUUUUUAUAUACCUCGUCACGUAGUCUAAAACCCUAUUUCUGUCUUCUGCUGCUAUAAACCAAAAUGCUUGAUUGUGGUUAGAUCUGAUGUUUGUGUAUGCGUUCUAAGUAUUUUUUAUUAUUUUUUAAAUAUGUAAUGGUGAGUUGAGUCCUUUUAUGCAAUUAAGGUGUAGCAGACACUACAUAGCCUAAGUAACGUGCGUAUUAGUCUAUCUGUAUAGCUAUAUUUCAGCAUGAGUAUUUUUUUUGAAUGAAGGUGUAAGCUCAUGUACAAGUAUGCUGUGGUGCAAUCUAAAGCACAUUUUGCGCAGGGCAUAGGAGUGUGUCUAUAUAGUAUUACAAUAAGCAAGAGAAUAGAACAAAUUAAGUCACAGAGAAAAUGUUUAUUAUUAAAUGUACAUUUCUAUGCACAAGGACCUUACGAACAAUUUCACUCUGAGACAUCUACAACAGAAAAUAUAUCAAAUAUGCUCUGUUGAUGAACAUAAUUUACUUUGAGGAAUGCAUUUGUGUGUUCUCAACAUAUUAUUAUUGAAAAAAGUUUAAGAACUAUCUCAUAUCUAGCACAAGUGACACCAGAGGCUGAAACUCAAAAAGUUUAAUUUCCUUAUUCCCAGGUGACUAUAAACUGUAAAGAUUUGCUGACAUUCAGUAAAAAAAAUUAUAUUUUGCAUUUAAAUGUGCACAUAAUACCCACACAAGCAGGAAAAGUCACUUCAAAAUUACAUUCAACUUUAAUAUGAAUUGGGUUGUUUACUCAAGACUUUUUAUUUUUCUAAUGUAAUACCUUGCCGAUUAUCUUAAAAUGGCUUUAAUGUAUUUGCACUCCAACAUGGAUGUUUACAUUUUACUGCAAAUAUGAUUUACAUUUUUUUUUUAAAAUUCAGACUAAAUCCUAUGCAGUUUGUCACUGAUUUAAUUGGACUUCAAGCAAGACUGUAAAAAAAAAAAAAAAAAAAAAAAACUAGCUAUUCAUGUGAAUAACUGUCUUCCUUACAAACAGGUGUUUGACAUUUCAGGGUCUAUCAACUUACGUAAUGUGGAUUUAUCUCAGAAAAAUAAAAAGACUAGUUUGCGAUGACUGAUUUCCA